AUGGUGAGUCACAAGGACAUUUUAGGUGCCCUCAUAGUGUGUUUACUCACAGAAUAUUGUUCAAGCGGAAGAGUAAACAGGAAACACAUUGGAGAUAAUCCAAUAGUAACAGUGACAGAAGGCAAACUUAGAGGUGCCGUGGGUACCUUGUUAGAUGGAUCUAAAUACUACAGUUUUAAAGGGAUCCCGUAUGCACAGGCGCCUCUUGGCAAACUAAGGUUUCAGGCACCACUACCAACAAAACCGUGGGAAGGCAUUCGCGAUGCAAUCGAACAUGGCCCCAUUUGUACUCAAUACGAUUUAAGUAUUUCAAAACUGAUUGAAGGCAGUGAGGAGUGUCUCUUUGUAAAUGUUUACACAAAAUCAUUAAGACCUGACGCCAAAAUUCCAGUCAUGGUAUUCAUCCACGGUGGCAGUUAUAGUUACAACUCUGGCAACUCGGAAACGUUCAGCCCGGAUUUGUUGGUGCGACACGAUGUUAUAUUAGUAACCUUAAACUACCGUUUGGAACUCCUGGGAUACCUAUGCCUCGAUACGCCCGAGGUUCCAGGCAAUGCCGGCAUGAAAGACCAAUCUGCCGCAUUGAGAUGGGUUAAAAACAACAUAGCUCGGUUUGGUGGUGACCCAGAUAACAUCACUAUAUUUGGAGAAAGUUCAGGAGCUAGCUCUGUCACGUCUCAUAUGUUAUCACCUAUGUCCAAAGGAUUGUUUAACAAAGCGAUUGUUCAAAGCGGCACAUGCAUACACGACUGGGCGAUCGACAGGAACGCAAAAGAGCGGGCUUUUCGAGCGGGAAAACUUUUAGGUAAAGAAACAAACGACACUAAUGAGCUAUUGGAGUUUCUACGUAGUUUGAAGCCAACGCUAUUAACAAACCUUGCACAAAAAACAAUGACGUACGAUGAGACAUACCGAGGACUACCUGAGUACUUUAUCCCGGUCGUUGAAAAAAAGUUUGAUGGAGUAGAGGCUUUUAUGGACGAGGAACCAAUCGAUUUGCUAUUAAAAGGUAAAGUGGCCGAGGUGCCGCUAAUGAUUGGUUACAAUUCUGCCGAAGAUUUAGUACUAAUAAAUUAUCUCACAGAAAAACUGGACGUUUAUAAUAAGCAUCCAUCCUAUUUCGUCACCAAAGAACUAGCAGCGAAUAUAGGGGAAGAGAAACUGAAAGAGUUCGGUGACAGAGUGAAACAAUUUUACGUAGGUGGCCGAAAUUUAACUAAAGACGAUCCCGAGAUAAUUGAAAAAAUUGGCAGUGACAUCCAUUUCUUCUACAACACACGCAGGUUCACCAAUCUGUACAGCACUUCUUGCCAGCCGAUCUACAUGUACCGGUUUAAUUACGACACAGAUUUAAACAUUGUUAAGAAUGACACAGGAUUUGGCCACUUGAAGGGAGCGAGCCAUGCCGACGAACUUUUCUAUAUGUUUUAUAACUUUUUGAACAAGAAACCGUACGACGAACAAGCAAAAUUAAGAGAAUUGGCGCUUAAAAUAACAACGCUGUGGACUAAUUUCGCUAAAACUGGUAACCCCACACCAAAUCAUUGCAUGGAGGUUGAAUGGCUCCCAUAUACUGCAACUGGAAAGGAGUAUUUGAAGCUAGAAGAGGAAAUGGCGAUGGCAAAAUUUGCAGAUAAGGAUCGUACGAAGUUUUGGAACGAGUUAUACAAGGAGGCCGGCGUUGCUUACAUUAAAUAA
Molecule: messenger RNA, 1698 nt
Organism: Parnassius apollo (apollo)
Lineage: Eukaryota; Metazoa; Arthropoda; Insecta; Lepidoptera; Papilionidae
Source: the annotation of a GenBank genome assembly